This is a messenger RNA of Westerdykella ornata, 2898 nucleotides long. RefSeq lists its product as uncharacterized. Gene Ontology annotation, cellular component: endosome; HOPS complex. The record is from RefSeq and is a predicted model, not a curated record. Gene Ontology annotation, biological process: intracellular protein transport; vesicle-mediated transport; vacuole organization. Lineage: Eukaryota; Fungi; Ascomycota; Dothideomycetes; Pleosporales; Sporormiaceae. Gene Ontology annotation, molecular function: protein-macromolecule adaptor activity. Bases 1 to 2898 code for a protein of 965 amino acids. The transcript is spliced from 3 exons.
AUGGCGUUUGAUACCACCUCCGGCUAUGCGCCGGGCGAGGAGCUCGACCCGUCGCUUCCCAUGUUCAACAUCGAGCGCGUCUCGCUACAGUUCGCCGUAUCCUCCGAUUUUGUCGCUGCUGAAGUAGCAAAUAAUGUCUUGAUACUAGCUCUGUCGACUGGGCGGAUUCUCCGAAUAGACCUGGACCAGCCAGCCGACAUCGACGACAUUGACCUGCCCAAGAAGCCGAGCGAAAUUGGAAUAAUCAAACGCCUGUUCUUAGACCCUUCCGCAUCGCAUCUGAUCAUCACCACGACUCUCGCAGAGAAUUACUAUCUCCAUACACAGUCACGCACGCCCAAGGCGCUUUCGAGAUUGAAAGGGGUCGCGAUUGAGAGUAUAGCAUGGAAUCCUGCACAACCUACGGCGUCGACCAGGGAGAUUCUCGUGGGAGCGUCGGACGGGAAUGUCUACGAGGUAUACAUAGAGCCGUCAUCCGAGUUCUACCGGCGGGAGGAGAAGUAUCUCAGAGGCGUGUACAAGACGAAUGAUGGGCCUGUGACUGGCUUGUGGACGGAUGUAAUACCGGGGAGAGCAGACCUCAGACGGGUGAUUGUAGCCACGCCAUCCACAUUCCUGCACUUUGCGGGGAAAGUAGGGCGGCAUGGGCACGAGGGCAGCGGUUCGAUAUUCUCCAAACUGUUCGACACGGAAAGCGCAACCGUACAUGAGGUUGGGAAUGUGGCUCCGUCGGCGCGUUCGCUUCUUGCGGUCUCCCCGGAGUCACAGGAUACACCAACUCUGGAACACUCCAACUCUGAACGCGUAUUUGGAUGGCUUACAUCGCAAGGCGUGCUUCAUGGGAAGCUGUACGUUUCCCAGGAUACUACCGAGUUGGGAGGAAAGAUUUUAGCAGAGUCGAAGAUGCUAUCCAGAUCCGCAAUUCCCCCUUCUCAGACGGCCAGUGGACGGACCAGAAAGUCUCAAGAUGCGGUCAGCUCCAUGAUUUUGAGUCAGUGGCAUAUCAUCCAACUUGUAGAAGGAAGAGUUGUUGCAAUCAACCGUCUCGACGAUACUGUUGUGUUGGAUCAGACGGUCCUUGAGCCGGGCCAAACCGCUCUAGGACUCGUGGCCGACAUCAAAAAGAACACAUUCUGGCUUUUCACUACGCGAGAGAUCUUUGAAAUCGUCAUAACAGACGAAAGCCGCGAUAUUUGGAAGAUCCUCUUGAAAAAUCAACAGUUUGAAGCGGCGUCGCAAUUCGCAAAGACAUCGGCCCAGAAAGAUGCAGUGGCGACUGCUUCGGGGGACUACCUGGUUGCUAAGGGACAAUUCCUGGAAGCAGCGGCAGUGUACGGCCGGAGCACUAAGCCAUUUGAACAAGUGGCACUCACAUUCAUUGAUAAUGGAGAACAAGACGCGUUGCGGAAGUACCUUGUGACAAAAAUUUCCACACUGAAAAAAUCUUCGAUCAUGCAGCGUGUAAUGGUGGCGACUUGGCUUAUCGAGAUAUAUAUGGCGAAGCUCAACAUUCUGGAUGACACCAUUACAACGAAGGCCGAACUAUCCGAGAGCAUGAAUACAGCUGAGACUCAGGACCAGCUCUCCGUGAUUCGGAAAGAAUAUCAGGACUUCGUUUCAAAGUACAAGACUGACCUUGACCGCAAGACGGUGUACGAGAUCAUCAGCAGUCAUGGACGGGAAGAGGAGUUACUUUACUUUGCUACCGUCAUCAAUGACUACAACUAUGUGCUGUCAUACUGGGUUCAAAGAGAGAGAUGGCAAGAGUCGCUUGACGUCCUGAAGAAGCAGACUGACCCUGAAAUAUUCUACAAGUAUAGCAGCGUCCUGAUGGCACAUGCACCAGUCGAGUUUGUCGAAAUAUUGAUGCGGCAAACAAAUCUAGAUUGCCAAAAGCUGAUACCUGCUUUCCUCAACUACAACAACAUGACGAAGGCAAAACUGAGCCAGAACCAAGCAAUUCGCUACCUACUCUUCGAAAUCAAUCAGCAUCAGUCAACCGAUGCUGCAGUCCACAACACCCUUAUAUCCCUGUACGCAUCGAAUGACACUACCGACGAAUCGGCUCUUCUCAGUUACCUCGAGGCCCAGUCGUAUGCCCAUGAACAGAACUACGAUGCCGAUUUUGCACUCCGCCUCUGUAUACAGCAUAAGCGUGUGCAAUCAUGCGUUCAUAUCUACAGCUCGAUGGGCCAAUAUGUGCAAGCCGUCGAUCUCGCCUUGAAAUACGACGAAGUCGAUCUGGCAAGCAAGGUCGCCGAUCGCUCAGAGACGGACCCUGCAUUGCGGAAGAAACUCUGGCUAGCCAUAGCGAAGAAGGUGAUUUCGCAAUCUUCCGGCAUCAAGACGGCAAUAGAAUUCCUCCGACGGGUCGAUCUCUUACGAAUCGAAGACCUUAUACCCUUCUUCCCGGACUUUGUCGUUAUAGAUGAUUUCAAAGAGGAGAUAUGCGCCGCGCUGGAGGAGUACUCGCGGAAGAUUGACGAGCUGAAGAAGGAGAUGGAUGAGAGCGAAGAGACGGCUACCCAUAUCAAGGCGGACAUCAAGGCGCUGGAGCAACGGUACGCAAUCGUGGAGCCGGGCGAGCGAUGUUAUGUAUGUGGACUUCCUCUUCUGGCACGCCAAUUCUUCGUAUUCCCCUGUCAGCACGCAUUUCACAGCGAUUGCUUGGCGAAGAAGGUGGUUGAGCUGGCGGGGAUUGCGAAGGGGAAGCGCAUUGCCGAAUUGCAGACGGAAGUGAGCAAGGGCGCCAGUCUGGGACCCAAGAGGGAGAAAGCGAUAAGGGAGUUGGAUGCUCUUGUCGGGUCGGCUUGUGUGCUCUGUAGUGAAAUGGCUGUUCGUCUUAUUGACGAGCCUUUUGUGUCGGCAAGUGAUGAUCGAGAAGAAUGGGCUUUGUAG